Mangifera indica (mango) is the source of this 1463-nucleotide messenger RNA. RefSeq names its product ribonucleoside-diphosphate reductase small chain-like. Lineage: Eukaryota; Viridiplantae; Streptophyta; Magnoliopsida; Sapindales; Anacardiaceae. Gene Ontology annotation, biological process: deoxyribonucleotide biosynthetic process. The record is from RefSeq and is a predicted model, not a curated record. Gene Ontology annotation, molecular function: oxidoreductase activity.
AAAGAAAGGAUGAUAAAGGCUUGAGAUGAGUUGAGGUUGGAUUAUAUGGUAGAAUAUUUUCAUUACCAAGUUACCAACCAAUUCAAACUUUCCAACUCUGAUAGAAAUCCCAACCUCCCGCUACAUUUUUGAACUUCAUUAAAACUCCAAAGCUUCCCUCACAAGCUCUGGUUUGCCCCCAAAUUUCAAAUUCCGUAUUCAAGUCUAAAAACGUAAUUUCACUCUCCAAAUAAGCCCAUAACCACACAAAAACUAUCCACGUCCCAGGAUUCAAUCCGAAUUCCCAAAAUUACCCCUAACCCUAAAUUUUUUUAAAUCUCUCCGCCUCCCUCUCGCAAUUUCUUCUAUAAAAACCAAACAAUCCUUACCGUAGAGAACCAGAUUCAGGCGACUCCAUUUCCAUAUUUAAAUUUGUAAAUUACCGAAAUGCCUUCGAUCCCUGAAGAGCCACUUCUUGCUUCAAACCCCGACCGAUUUUGUAUGUUUCCGAUUCAGUACCCGCAAAUCUGGGAGAUGUACAAGAAAGCCGAGGCCUCAUUUUGGACCGCCGAGGAGGUUGAUUUGUCAUCGGAUCUCCGUCACUGGGAAACCCUAACCCCCGACGAGAAACACUUUAUUACGCACGUUCUGGCUUUCUUCACUGCCUCCGAUGGCAUCGUUCUUGAAAACCUCGCCGGCAGGUUCAUGAAGGAGGUUCAAGUCGCUGAGGCGCGUGCCUUCUAUGGCUUCCAAAUUGCGAUUGAGAACAUCCACUCGGAAAUGUAUUCGCUCCUUCUUGAAACUUACAUUAAAGACUUCGCAGAAAAGACCCGUUUGUUUCACGCAAUUGAAACAGUGCCAUGUGUGGCAAAAAAGGCCAAAUGGGCGUUAAAUUGGAUCGACGGUUCGGAGAGUUUCGCCGAGCGCUUAGUGGCGUUUGCUUGCGUGGAAGGGAUUUUUUUCUCGGGGAGUUUUUGCUCAAUAUUUUGGCUUAAAAAACGCGGGUUAAUGCCGGGAUUAACUUAUUCAAACGAGUUGAUCUCGCGAGACGAGGGACUGCACUGUGACUUCGCGUGCUUGUUGUACAGUUUGUUGCGAACAAAGUUAAGUAAGGAGCGUGUGAGGAGAAUUGUUAAGGAGGCGGUGGAGAUAGAGAGGGAGUUUGUGUGCGACGCGCUGCCGUGUGCGCUGGUGGGGAUGAACGGGGGAUUGAUGAGUCAAUACAUCCAGUUUGUUGCAGAUGGAUUGUUGGGUGCGCUUGGGUACGGAAAGUUGUACGGUGUGGCAAAUCCUUUUGAUUGGAUGGAGGUGAUUUCCCUUCAGGGGAAGACCAAUUUCUUCGAGAAGAGAGUCGGAGAAUAUCAGAAGGCUUCGGUUAUGUCAAGUGUUAAUGGAAAUGGGGCAAUCCACGUAUUCAAAAUGGAUGAGGACUUUUAGAAGAUAUUUAAUUUAAGUAAUAUUUUAUUAUUAAAAUAAAAAAAUUA